Messenger RNA from Arabidopsis thaliana (thale cress), 913 nucleotides. RefSeq names its product Cwf18 pre-mRNA splicing factor. The transcript is spliced from 5 exons. The record is from RefSeq and is marked reviewed. NCBI's taxonomy places the organism in Eukaryota, Viridiplantae, Streptophyta, Magnoliopsida, Brassicales, Brassicaceae. The coding region runs from base 170 to 604 and encodes 144 amino acids.
GCCUGACUGAAUGGAUAUUUUAAUCUGGCCCGUUUAUAAUAUUAAUACGUGGGCGUUUUAUUGUUCUCUUCCCCCUUAAUAGUUUUUCUUUUUUAAUCCCUUUGUUUCUCUGUGGUAUUCAACAAAUUUGUCUCGAAUUUAUAGAGCUCGAAGCUUCAAGGAAGUUAUAAUGGCUAGUGAAGAUGAAUCGAUUGAACAAAAAGCUGCUGCUCGUAAAGAGGCACUUAAAGCUCUAAGGGCAGCUCAGGAACUGUCUGAGACCAAGGAAGACGGAGAGGAUGAAGCUGUCGAAGAAGAUGGUCCAGCCAUGAAGUUUAGAAACUAUGUUCCCCAAGCUAAGGAGCUUCAGGAUGGUAAACUAGCGCCACCAGAGCUACCCAAAUUCGAAGAUCCGAUCGUUGCACUUCCACCUGCUGUAGAGAAGAAAGAGGACCCAUUUGUUAACAUCGCUCCAAAGAAGCCAAACUGGGACCUCCGAAGAGAUGUGCAGAAGAAGCUUGAUAAGCUCGAAAGGCGGACUCAAAAGGCAAUGCAUAAACUCAUGGAGGAGCAAGAGAAAGAACGUGAGAUGGCUGAAGCUGAUGGUAACACCAUAGAAAGUUGAAACCCAACGACGUCAUCAAAGAAAGCCACCACUGAACAGUAUAUUCUACUCGAUUUUGUUUAACUGUUAAAGCAUUCGAAGUGAGUAGACCAUGUAAAAUCCUACAGCCAUUGGCAUAGACAUAGUAGGUUUAUCUUCUUGUGUGAAUCAAAGAAAGUCGCAAUUUAUUUCCGAGUAGAAUUAAGUGCGGUCCGGUUUUUCUCUAAAUUUGGUUCAACAUCGGUGGUAAUCUAGUUUGAUCAUUAAUGGAACUGCGUUUUUUGGUUUGAUUCGAUUUACUGUGGUUUGAUAAAGACAUCCCAAACUAGA